GGCCAAAGAGGGUCAAGGGACCGUUCUCCCGUGGACCUGCGCCCCACCGAAAAAAUGACUCUACCUGGACGACUUCCCCGCGUCGCUUUCGUCUCCGGCUGUCCGAGGGCGAACAGAGGGGUGAGCGCGUGCAGGUCCGGACCUCGGGCAUCCGUGCGCUUGAGGCGGUGAAGGAAGUUCGGGGGAGGGUCCCGUCAGUACAAGAGGUGGGAAGGAGACUGAGCCCUGUUUCUGAACUGAGCCUUCUCAGCGUGGCGCUCGGGGGCGGAGAUGCGGGCUCCUGAAAAGGCCGGCCAAGGAGGUGGACUUCACCUCGAGGGCAGCGAGAGCCAGGGAAGGUUUUGAACAGAAUUUUGACAUCUUCUGUGUUGGGAUUUUAAAACCUCUAUUCCACCGUUUGUUUCAUGGGAGUGUUGGUGUGAAUGCAAGAGGUUACUGCCACAGUCGGGGGAGCAGUGGUUGCCUGGGCUACAGGGGGCAGUUGAACCCCGGUACCGCUGCUGCUGUCAGGUAUGGGAUGUGAGCGAGUGUUGUGACUAAGAAACGCCGGGUUCAGGCGGCGCCUGUGGCUCAGUGAGUAGGGCCCCAUGUACCGAGGGUGGCGGGUUCAAACCAGGCCUCGGCCAAACUACAACAAAAAAAUAGCUGGGCGUUGUGGCGGGUGCCUGUAGUCCCAGCUACUCGGGAGGCUGAGGCAAGAGAAUCGCCUAAGCCCAAGAGUUGGAGGUUGCUGUGAGCUGUGAUGCCAUGGCACUCUACCGAGGGCGACAAAGUGAGACUCUGUCUCUCAAAAAAAAAAAAAAGAAAGAAAGAAACGCCGGGUUCUUCAGCCUGAGCACCUAGAGAAAAGGAACUGCUGUAGACAGAGAGGAGGAUGUGAAGUACACCGGCUUUCACUCAGGGGAAGCAUAAGGAUUCUGUGGCAUCCAGGAAUGGAGAGGUCCCUGGACCUGAUGUCGUUGGCAUUCUGGGCCAAAGCAGUGCCUAUGAAUUACACUGAGGAGAGGGUGAUGGCAGGGCCUGGGCCAGGGAUAGACAGUUAGGGCUUGAGGUGAGAAGUGUGUGUUGGGGUGCCUGCAGAUAUGGCAGGGUUGAGGGAGGGGAGGGUGGCAGCAGAGUAGAAAGAAACUGAGGGGCACUGGUGUGAAAGGUGCAAAGGAUUGACUUCCAUGUGUUCACCAGGUCCUUGGGGUCACCCCCCUGGUCGGAAUCAUUUAGUCCCACAGGCUGGAGGAGCAACGUGGAAAUGGCCUGAUGGCCUUCGAGGAUGUGGCCGUGUACUUCUCCCAGGAGGAGUGGGGGCUCCUGGACACAACCCAGAGGGCCUUAUACCGCCAGGUGAUGCUGGAAAACUUCACACUUGUGGCCUCAUUGGGACUCUCCACCUCCCGACCUCGUGUGGUUGUCCAACUGGAGCGAGGCGAAGAGCCCUGGGUUCCCAGGAGGAGUGACUCUACCCCAGCCAGGAACGCACAGGGGAAGCACAACCCUGGUUCCUGGCAUUUGGCAGAGGACAGAGAUGUUUCCGGAGAAGCAGCCUCACCAGGGGCCUUCCCUGUUAUUGGUGCCUGGCACAGUGCAGAAAGCCAGGGGGGAGAACAGGGUGCCUCCCCGUCACAAGAGCGAAAACCCACAGGGGUGUCGAUGGUCUACUGGGAGAGUCUCCUGCUCAGCUCAGGCACUGGCCAGGCAAGCGUCAGCCUGCGACUAACAUCCCCCUUGCGGCUUCCUUGCCGCACUGAGCCAAGGAUGCAGCCCCAGCGGCUGGAGCAGCUGGAGCAGCAGAAGCUAUCUGCCCGGGAGGCCCCUGGGAGACCUUUCCGGAGGGUCCCGGACCCGAGGGCUGUUAGCAGUACCCAGGAACGCAGAGUGGGUGCGGAGUGGCUCAAACCCCAGAGACUGCUCAGCGACCAGGCACCUCCAACCUGGGAUGAACUGGGCGAGGCUCUGAACACUGGCCCCGGCCUCCCUGGGGAGAAGUCCUUCGAAUGCAGGGCAUGCAGCAAAGUGUUCGUGAAGAGCUCCGACCUCCUCAAGCACCUGCGCACCCACACUGGGGAGCGCCCGUACGAGUGCGCACAGUGCGGCAAGGCCUUCAGCCAGACCUCGCACCUGACGCAGCACCAGCGUAUCCACAGCGGCGAGACGCCCUACGCGUGCGCAGCAUGCGGCAAGGCCUUCCGGCACAGCUCUUCACUGGUGCGGCACCAGCGCAUCCACACGGCGGAGAAGGCCUUCCGCUGCAGCGAGUGCGGCAAAGCCUUCAGUCACGGCUCCAACCUCAGCCAGCACCGCAAGAUCCACGCGGGCGGGCGGCCCUAUGCCUGUGGGCAGUGCGGCCGCCGCUUCUGCCGCAACUCACACUUGAUCCAGCAUGAGCGCACGCACACGGGAGAGAAGCCCUUUUCCUGCGCACUCUGUGGUGCUGCCUUCAGUCAGGGCUCCUCGCUCUUUAAGCACCAGCGAGUGCACACGGGGGAGAAGCCCUUCUCUUGCCCACAAUGUGGGCGUGCCUUCAGCCAUAGCUCCAACCUCACACAACACCAGCUGCUGCACUCAGGCGAGCGGCCCUUCCGCUGCACGGACUGUGGCAAGGCCUUUGCUAAGGGAGCCGUGCUGCUGAGUCACCGGCGCAUCCACACUGGCGAGAAGCCUUUUGUGUGCACACAGUGUGGCCGCGCAUUCCGGGAGCGCCCGGCACUCUUCCACCACCAGAAGAUCCACACUGGCGAGAAGGCUGUGCGGCGGCCUAGGGCCAGCCGACAAUCUCUGUCCAAGCCUCCUUUAGCAACUUCAUCAACAGUAUUGAGGAGGGAAGCAGAUUCCAGUGCUGCCCCUGCCUCAGGCCCAGCUGCUGUCCCCAAUUUAGCUGAAGCCUGAG
Messenger RNA from Nycticebus coucang (slow loris), 2881 nucleotides. It is a transcript of the gene ZNF324, whose product is annotated as zinc finger protein 324. The record is from RefSeq and is a predicted model, not a curated record. Lineage: Eukaryota; Metazoa; Chordata; Mammalia; Primates; Lorisidae. Gene Ontology annotation, biological process: regulation of transcription by RNA polymerase II. Gene Ontology annotation, molecular function: DNA-binding transcription factor activity, RNA polymerase II-specific; RNA polymerase II cis-regulatory region sequence-specific DNA binding. The transcript has 4 exons. Bases 1255 to 2880 code for a protein of 541 amino acids.